Molecule: messenger RNA, 2492 nt
Organism: Culex pipiens pallens (northern house mosquito)
Lineage: Eukaryota; Metazoa; Arthropoda; Insecta; Diptera; Culicidae
Gene: Dop2R
Product: dopamine D2-like receptor
Exons: 10
Coding region: 397-2397 (666 amino acids)
Biological process (GO): adenylate cyclase-activating adrenergic receptor signaling pathway
Cellular component (GO): membrane
Molecular function (GO): G protein-coupled receptor activity; dopamine neurotransmitter receptor activity, coupled via Gi/Go
Source: RefSeq, a predicted model, not a curated record
ACACCAGGACCAGGACACCAGCGAAGCAGGACGGGGGGGUUGAUCGAGGACAACAAGCCAACAAAUUGGAUUUGAGUGGUCGCCUCAAAAAUAACAACACGAUGUGAAACCAAAAAAAAAAAGAAGAAGAAGCGUUGAAUCCCAAAACAUUCCCCCGUUGGCGGCAACACUGCACUCCAACGUGGUGCGCUCAAAUGUAAAUGUGUGGGUGUGUUUGUUUGUGUUAGUGGGGUGGGGGUGAGGGCACCGUUGGAGAGAGGGGAGGUUUUGAAAAUGUGUGCGCGGGAAAGGUGUUUGCGAUGAAAAAAGAGGAAAAUUGUUUAAAAUAGUGCACUAGGAAGUGUUUGCCGAAACCCGCCACUUUUGCAAGGGAGGGUAGGGAAGUGUUGCCAGACCAUGGGCACGGCCAACGAUUCCGCCGGUCCGGGCUGGGACUCCCCGGACUAUUUUCGGCUGUUUAGCGAGGGUUCACCGGUGGUCAAUGAGUCGGUACGGCCGGGACGGUCCCCACCCCGGCCGGCCACCAACGCCAGCGCACCUGGCAACACUGCUGCCGCGGGCACGGGCAACGGGUCCUCGGUGGCGGCGGCCACGACCAAUGCCGCGUACCAAAUCUACUACGGUGCCGGUGGUUCCGGGGGGGAUGACCAGUCGGCCGGGGCAGGCCGGAACGGAAGUGAGGGCUACGCGGGGGCGCCGCCACCUGGGGGAAGCAAUUUUAUGCUGCUGCUGGAGGAUUUUGGCGAGUAUUUUUACAACUAUAAUGGCAGUGGACCACCGAACGAUACGCUGCUGGUGGACGCCAGCCCCGGCUUUCCGGUCAACUGUACGCUGGCGAACGCGACCUGCGAGCCGACGGAAGGAGACCACUACAACUACUGGGGCCUGAUCCUGGUGCUCUUCCCGAUCCUGACCCUGUUCGGCAACGUGCUCGUGAUACUGGCCGUGUGCCGCGAACGGACUUUGCAAACCGUCACGAACUACUUCAUAGUGUCGCUGGCACUGGCCGAUCUGCUCGUAGCCGUCGUCGUCAUGCCGUUCGCCGUCUAUGUGCUGGUGAACGGAGCGUGGACGUUGCCAAAUUUCGUUUGUGAUUUCUACAUAGCAAUGGAUGUGAUAUGCUCAACGUCGUCUAUAUUUAAUUUAGUUGCAAUAUCAAUAGACAGAUACAUCGCCGUGACGCAGCCGAUCAAGUACGCGAAGCACAAAAACAGCCGCCGCGUGUGCCUGACGAUCCUGCUCGUGUGGGCGAUCUCGGCCGCGAUCGGGUCGCCGAUCGUGCUAGGACUAAACAAUACGCCCGACCGGGUGCCCGAUCUGUGCGUUUUCUACAAUAGUGAUUUUAUAGUGUACUCGUCGCUGAGUAGUUUUUAUAUACCGUGUAUCAUAAUGGUCUUUUUGUACUGGAAUAUUUUUAAGGCCCUCCGGAAGCGGGCGAAAAAGCAGCGCGCGGCCCGCAAGCCCCACAUAUCGGAGAUUACCGCCGGCGGUAGUCUGAUGGAGAACACGGUGGCGAAGCUCGCGACGGAAACGCACCUGGACGGCAGCACCAAGAGCGGCGGCUCCUGCAAGAUCCUGCCGGACGAGCCGCCCACCAACACGGCGUCCGGCUCGAACGAGGAGGACGACGACAACGCGGGGUCCCCCGACAUUGACGACUGUCAUGUGAUCGUGAACGACAAGUCCACGGAGUUUAUGUUGGCCACGGUCGUGGAAGAAGCUGGAAACGUGGUGGCCCAGAUAACGACGACAACGCAGAUUCCCUCCGACCCGAACGGCAACCACGACUCGGGCUACGCCCCGUCCAGCGUGGGGGACGUGCUGGCGGCGAACGCGACGCCCCCCGGCAGUCCGAACGUGGCCAACGCGGCCACCAUCAUUGUAAAUAAAAACGCAACGCUUAGAAGUAGAAACGGCUCGCCGCGGAAGGAAGCCAGCGUAACGCUAAAACCGCUGUCGUUAGUGCGGUGCGGGGUGCAGCAGGCCUUAACGCUCAACCGGAACGACUCGACGCUAUCAACGAACUCUAACUCGCGGGACGGCACGCUCAAGGACAAGAAGGGCGCCCAGCAGGCGGCGAGCCGGUUUACGAUCUACAAGGUGAACAAGGCGUCCAAGAAGAAGCGCGAAAAGUCCUCGGCGAAAAAGGAGCGGAAAGCGACCAAAACGCUGGCGAUAGUGUUGGGUGUGUUCCUGUUCUGCUGGGUGCCCUUUUUCACGUGCAACAUCAUGGACGCGAUGUGCACCAAGCUGAACAUGGACUGCCAGCCGGGCGUGACGGCCUUCAUCCUGACGACCUGGCUCGGCUACAUGAACAGCUUCGUCAACCCGGUCAUCUACACCAUCUUCAACCCGGAGUUCCGGAAGGCGUUCAAGAAGAUCAUGCACAUCGAGUGAGUACGGCGGAUCGUGCCGGGUGGUGGUGGGGGAAGGGCAGGAGCAGCACCAGCAGGGGGGUUCGAGUUGCGGGAGAUGUCGUCCGGGGGGAUGGU